Aspergillus wentii DTO 134E9 is the source of this 805-nucleotide messenger RNA. RefSeq names its product glycoside hydrolase family 75 protein. Gene Ontology annotation, molecular function: chitosanase activity. Bases 80 to 805 code for a protein of 241 amino acids. The record is from RefSeq and is a predicted model, not a curated record. Lineage: Eukaryota; Fungi; Ascomycota; Eurotiomycetes; Eurotiales; Aspergillaceae. The transcript is spliced from 3 exons.
GGAUAUCUCAAUCAUAAUCACAAUCACAAUCAUUUCAUUCAUCUUCUCUUUCAUCUUGUCCUCUAUCUUCUCUAUCAAAAUGCGUCUUCUCACUGCUGCUGUUGUGUCCGCUGGCAUUGCCUCGGCCUACGAUAUCCCCGAUAACCUCAAGCAAAUCUACAACAACCACAAGUCCGGAAAAUGCCAAAACAAACUCGCAAGCGGCUUCACCGACGGCGUUGACGGCUCCAAAAACUGGGCCUACUGCGGCGACAUUGACGGUGCCAUCUUCCUCCACAGCUCCGCCAAUGGAGGCGAGUACGACAACAUGGACGUCGACUGUGACGGGGUCAACAUGCACGGCGGUGCGUGUGGUAAUGACGGGACGAGUCAGGGUGAGACGGCGUUCAAGGAUACCGUUGCCAAGUACGGGAUUAGCGAUUUGAAUGCGAAUAUUCAUCCGUAUGUGGUGUUUGGGAAUGAGGAGGAUAAGCCGUCGUUUGAUCCACAGGAGUAUGGCAUGGAUCCGUUGAGUGUUAUGGCUGUUGUUUGUGGGGGGCAGGUGUACUACGGUGUCUGGGGUGAUACCAACGGCGGAACAUCGACUGGCGAAGCAUCCAUUUCUCUGGCUCAGCUGUGCUUCCCCAACGACAAGAUCAGCGGCGAUAACGGCCACGACGAGGAAGACGUGCUCUACAUUGGCUUCACCAACGGCAAGAAGGCCGUCCCUGGCAGCAAAGCCGACUGGAAGGCCAAGGACACCAAGACCUUCGAAGAGAGCAUCAAGGAUUUGGGAGAUAGCCUGGUCAAGGGCUUGAAGGCAUAG